Poecilia reticulata (guppy) is the source of this 6635-nucleotide messenger RNA. Its product is annotated as solute carrier family 53 member 1-like. Gene Ontology annotation, molecular function: phosphate transmembrane transporter activity; inositol hexakisphosphate binding. The record is from RefSeq and is a predicted model, not a curated record. Gene Ontology annotation, biological process: phosphate ion transport; cellular response to phosphate starvation. Gene Ontology annotation, cellular component: Golgi apparatus; cytoplasm; plasma membrane. Lineage: Eukaryota; Metazoa; Chordata; Actinopteri; Cyprinodontiformes; Poeciliidae.
GGCAGAGGAUGAACGAGCGUCAGAGAGAAAGAAGGUAGAGAAGCGGGGUAGCAGGACUUAGCUAACACCAACACUGUCAGCUUGUUUAUCGGAACCUUAGUGCCGUGUUAACGACGUUGAUGCUGCACUUCCAGCAAAAUUACAGUGUGACUCAGCAGACACUUCGUUUAGAGAUGAAAAAUGACAAAAAUGUGUUGUGAGCGGGGAUAGAGAGAAGACAAGGGCAUCUCUGACCGAUUCAGCAGCAGCAGCCGCUCGUGUUGAAGUCUGUGUGGAAAGCCGUCAGUUCAGUAGCACAACCAGCUGAGCUCUGCUGUCGAGCACAACCAGCUGAUUUUUGUCAGUAAAAGCAGGAGAGGGGGAGAAACAGCAGGCUGUCGAAAUGAAAUUCACAGAGCAUCUCUCAGCUCACAUCACGCCGGAGUGGAGGAAACAGUACAUCCAGUAUGAGGCGUUUAAGGAGAUGCUGUAUGCUGCACAGGACCAAGCUCCAUCCAUUGAAGUCACAGAUGAUGAUACAGUCAAGAGGUAUUAUGCCAAGUUUGAGGAGAAGUUUUUCCAGACUUGUGAGAAAGAGCUGGCCAAAAUCAAUACCUUCUAUUCUGAAAAGCUGGCCGAGGCUCAGCGACGGUUCGCCACGCUGCAGAACGAGCUGCAGUCAUCGCUGGAUGCCCAGAGGGAGAGCUCUGCCACCGGGCUGGGCCUCAGAAGAAGGAAAACCAUGUUCGCCCUUUCACAGAAGGAGAGAUGCAAACAUAGAAACAUUAAGGAUCUGCAGCUGGCCUUCUCCGAGUUCUACCUCAGCCUUAUACUGCUGCAGAAUUAUCAGAACUUGAACUUCACAGGAUUCAGGAAGAUUCUCAAGAAGCACGAUAAGAUUCUGGAAACUUCCAAAGGGGCAGAUUGGAGGGUGGCCCACGUUGAAGUGGCUCCAUUUUAUACAUGCAAGAAGAUCACUCAGCUCAUCUCUGAGACUGAGGCUCUGGUCACAGCAGAGCUGGAAGGCGGCGACCGGCAGAAGGCCAUGAAGAGGCUGAGAGUUCCUCCACUGGGAGCUGCACAACCUGCUCCAGCUUGGACCACCUUCAGAGUGGGACUUUACUGUGGAGUAUUCCUCGUCUUGAUUGUCACUGUGGUCAUUACAGGAGCUGUGAAGAUUGGUGGUUCUAAAGUCUGGCCUGUGGUCAGGAUCUACAGAGGAGGCUUCCUGCUAAUAGAGUUUCUCUUCCUUUUAGGGAUCAACACCUACGGCUGGAGGCAGGCAGGAGUUAAUCAUGUCCUCAUAUUUGAACUUAAUCCCAGAAACAACCUCUCCCACCAACAUCUGUUUGAGAUUGCAGGCCUGUUGGGGGUGCUGUGGUGCGUCAGCUUGCUGUCAAGUCUUUUCUGUGAUAACAUCAGGAUUCCGAUGCAGGCCAACCCUCUGGCUCUUUAUGGCUUCUUCCUUCUGUUUCUCAUCAACCCAUCAAAGACCUGUUACUACAAGUCCCGCUUCUGGCUGCUCAAGCUGCUGUUCAGAGUGGUGACCGCUCCAUUUCAUCAUGUUGGAUUUGCAGACUUCUGGCUGGCUGACCAGUUAAACUCUCUGGUGGUGGUUCUGAUGGAUCUGGAGUACAUGAUCUGUUUCUACAGCUGUGAGCUGAAGUGGACAAAAGAGGAUGGGCUUUACAGUGACACAGAAAGCAUGUGUAACACCUACUCCUAUGGUGUGCGGGCGGUCAUCAAGUGUCUUCCUGCGUGGUUCCGGUUCGCCCAGUGUCUGCGGCGCUAUCGGGACACCAAGCGGGCUUUUCCUCAUCUGGUUAAUGCUGGGAAGUACUCCACUUCCUUCUUUGUCGUCACUUUCUCCGCCCUGUACAGCACACACAAAAACUCUGAACCCGAACACAAAAUCUACCUGUACUUGUACAUUGCCUGUUUAAUUGUAAGCUCUUGUUAUACACUGAUCUGGGAUCUGAAGAUGGACUGGGGCCUGUUUGACCGAAAUGCAGGAGAGAACACCUUCCUACGGGAGGAGAUAGUCUACCCGCACAAGGCCUAUUACUACUGUGCCAUAGUAGAGGAUGUGCUCCUGCGUUUUGCCUGGGUUUUAACAAUCGCUCUCACCUCGCUCACCAAGUUUAAAGACAUGGCUGACAUUCUGGCUACCCUGCUGGCUCCGCUGGAGGUCUUCAGACGCUUCGUGUGGAAUUUCUUCCGACUUGAGAACGAGCAUCUGAAUAACUGUGGUGAGUUCAGGGCGGUCCGAGACAUCAGUGUGGCCCCUCUCAACGCCGAUGACCAGACGCUGCUGGAGCAGAUGAUGGACCAGGAGGACGGAGUCAGGAACCGGCAGGGCAAGAAAAGCUGGAAAAGAAGCUACAGCAUGAGUCUGCGCCGGCCACGGCUGGCCUCACAAUCCAAGACUCGUGACACCAAAGUUCUGAUCGAGGACACCGAUGAUGACUCCUGACAUCAGGCCACGCCCCUCGCCUGGGUCCAGAAUUUAUUCAAAGGAGGAAACUCCGCCUCCUAAGAUAGAGAUUACCCAGCGAGCGGGCGAUGAGCUCAAGAACAGGACGAGGUUUGACCUCUGAAUCAUUUUCCCAUCCACAAGCCUCUGCUGGAGUUCACAAUUAUUUCAAGGGAAGAAUUGUCAGCAUUUUAAAGCAGCUCUGCUUCUCCUCCACCUCCAAUGAAAACUCUUCCCAACCCAGUGGGGGCCAUGAUCCUUCCUGAUGAUUACCCAGCAGUGGACUCCUCCAUUAUCGCUCUGAGUGUCCUCAGAGCCUCAGCAUGAACAAUGCAGCUACUGAAAAAGCAAGCACCCCCACCAUGACGUUGAUGCUCAGAGAGGGGCCCUCAGUGGCACCGGGGGUUCCUCUGUUCAUUUGGACCAAACAGUGAGAGAGAAUCUCUUCUUCCUGAACAAGAAAACUGAAACGGUCUCUUCCGCUUCCCCUCCAUCAUGAUGCAGCAGACAGUUCUGAUCAAUGUAUGCCAAGCCAACCACUCCCCCCGGCCCCGCCUCCUCUCUAGCUCCUCCCACCUCAUCAUCACAGAGCUGCCUUCUUGCACUUUACAUGCUUUGGAAACACCAACAUGCACUUUGUAGAAAAGGUCAUUCACUAGAGCAGUGAUUUAUUUCAAUGUUUCUGCAUGAAUGAGGAACCCAGGCUGACGAUCAACACACUGACUGUCAUCAAACAUGUUUGUAAUCAUGAAACAAACUCAUUAAGUCGGUUUGUGAAAAUGUUCAGAAACAAUCAAGCAGAAAUACAAGUGAAGAUCUGGCUGUUUGGGACAGCAGCUGGAAUGACGUUCCUAAUGAAGCAAUGAAGAUCCCACAGCCAACUUCCACUGGGAAUGUGUGAAGAAAUACUUUCUGUUAGAAGACAGUUUGACUGAGAGAGAUGUCCAAACUCAGUGUCUGUCCUCAGAAACCCAAACUGAAAAUCUAAGGGCCCGAAACAGGAAGGCUAAUUGUUCUGUUGUUAGCACCUGUUCAGUUGAAGUGCAUCAAUGAUGAUGAAGAGGAGAGGUCACCUGUCUGUCCCACACUCAUUUACACUGCCAGCAUGGACAUCAUAACGGUGAAAAGAUGCGUUCGCUGCAGGACCAUGUGGCAAAUGAAACCAUCCAGUCUGAAAUCUACCUUAGAACUGGUUCUAGUGGCGCUGGUGCAGAUCGAACAUCAGCUCAUUGGGCCCAAAUAAAGUAUUCAAACCCAGUUUAUUAUUGAUGCAUACCAAAGUUUUACUUUGCUUACAUUUAGGUACCAAUAAAAUUAGUUAAAUGGAUCUCCCUUUAUUUCUGAAGUGCAUUUAAAAGAAUUCUAUUUGAAACAAAAUGCUGUCCAUUAGGCAUGGAGUUAAUACUAUUGUUACAGCUGUUUUAAAAAUGUAAAGCAGUAAUGUGAAGUUUUAAGCCUGUUAAGUUGAGCAGUAAUGCAGUCAUGUUCCAGUCGUUGUAUGUGUGUCUUUCAGGGGUUCAUCUGGCUGUGAGUGUAAGCAGCACCGUGAUCAAUCACAGGUUCUGCCUGAGGAACAUUUCUGCUUCAAAAGCAAGAAAUCUGUGUCAGAAUUCUGAUGACCCGUCCACAGGUUCUGCCUCGACUCUUCACAGGUUUUAAGAUGUAAUCACUGAUCUGUUGGUGUUUUCUUACUGGCUUUCAGUCAACAGUCUGCAGUAGGACGAGUUAGCAGACGCAGCUUCCAUGUGCUGGAAACACCCAGAAUAAGAUGGACAUUAAACUAUGUUAACUGAUCUGCCUCCAAUGUGCUGCUGGGAAUCUGAAUAUCUGGUAUACAUUUGGGCCCAACAUGUACACGUCCAUCAUAGUUUUCAUUUGAAGCUAGUAUGUCGUCCUAAUGUCACCUGCCAGGUUGUGCAAACUCAGAUAUUCUUUUCCUUUAAGGCGUUCUGUAAGGUGAAUAUGUUUGUCAGUGAGCAGCAGUAGAAGCUAAUGCAGUGCAUGUUCUUCAUGUGUUUGUGGCUCAUGUCGGAGCAGAACCUUUAGAUUCUGGUGGUACAAAGAGGUUGAUGAUGCUUUGUGUCUAAUGUUGUGGAUUUCUACCUGGUUGAACAUUAGAGAGCCUCUUGGACUGUUGUCACACUUAGUUUCUUUGCUGGUUGGUUUAACCAAGAGUGGAGAAAGAAAAAUCCAUCCCAUCUUGAUCAGAAGGAACCGGCAUGUGAGUCGGCUCCUCCUUCUGUUGGCUGGCUGGCUCUGCUGUAGAGAGAGAGAGGAUGAGGAGCUCACCUUCAUAUUUUCAAUAGGUACAUUUAAAAAAUCAUGAAAAAUCUCUCUUGUGGUGUUUUGGCUGUUAAUGUCAGCAUUUGGACCAUAUAAGUGCUGUUCAGUUUUGUGUGUGGACGUUUCCUUGUGUUUUGAUGAGGCAGCAGUUGUAGAGCCAUAAGGAGCCUCAGUGUUUCCCACCAGGGCCUGAGAUGAGUGGGAAUCGGUUUGAACUCAGGAUAUUUUCACCUGCUGAUUGUAAAGCAUCGCAGCAGCUUCUGGGCUGCCUGGCCGACAUUUCUGCCUCUUCUUGUCAAUUGUACAUUAACUUAAAAUCUCCAUUAUUUUACAAUGAGAAAAUGGACCAAGAAGUUGACUGACCUAAAUGUAUUUAUUCUCACUUUAACUUAAUUAAAUGUUCAGCCUCAUUUAGGCCAUCUUAAAGCUUUUUAACAUUCCAUAGAAAGAUACAGUCUGUCAAACACAGCAGCCCAUCAUGAGUGAAGAUGCUUAACUCUGGCUCAGACAGAUGACUCAUCCUCCCCUUUUCAUCCUUCUGCUAAAUAUUUCCCAAAGUAAAGCGUCGCCCAUGUGGUCAAAAUCUUUGAAAAUGCUUGUCUGUGAUUUUUAUUUCUUGUGUUUGUCUUCAGAUGCAAUGUUCACUUAGAUCUUACCAUUUGGUAAAAGCGAUGUUUUCUUAAGUUGUGGGCCAUAGCAUAUUUAAAAAAAUGUUAUUUUAGAAAAGGUGUUAAAGAACCUUGAUUUAAAUGGUGGAAUUUGCAGGACCAAACCCAAGUUCUUUCAGAAUGUCUUAGGAAUGUCAAAGUUGAAGAUCUGAAUCAGGAAUAUCUCACUCUGUACCAGCAGAUCCCAACCAACUCCUGACAACACUCCAGAAAGCUGUGCUUUGCUUCUGCCUUCAGGGAACUCUGUGUUCCCUGAACACAGGGAACACAGAGGCCACUCCAACAGUUCCCCUUGUUUGAGAGGCUUGACGAGGGGAAUGUGACAGCUGAAGUCCAGGUCCUGCAUGUCUGUGUGGUGGUUCAUGAAGCUCUGACUCCAGCUGCAGUCCACUCUCUCUCAAUCUUUCCCAUAUUUUUCAACGGGUUUUGUUUCACAGCUUCUAACAAAUCAACUGUUCUGAUACAGAGGUCACUGUGUCAGUUACAUGAGUCAUAAACUGCAGAAACCUGAAGAAUUCAAGUUGCAUGUCUGCAGAACCUUAAACUGACUUUGGACUGAGCAAUAAGUCAACAGUGUUACAGUGUCAAUUGUUGAGAAACUGCUCUGAUUAAUUCAAUGUUCUCUGUAUGCAUCAUUCGGCAAUCAGGGUUGCUUCUGAGGUCUGUGACUGAGCCGACUGCUUCAGGCCAACACCUUCCUCUCUGCUCCAUCUGUCCCUCUGGACGGUUUUUCUCCCCAAAAGGGGUCAUGAUUUUCCAAAGUGUGACUUUUCCUUGGAUGAAGAACAGACUGUGGUCACAUCAACUAACUGGUGUCCGCUUCCAGUAAAAGUUAUGAUGCUCUCCGUCAGUGGAUGAUGUUACAAACAAUGAAAGUUACUGACAUUUUAUAUGUGACACUUAUGAUUUUCAAAGAACAGAUGAUUUAAAAAAAGUUCAACUUUCACAUCGAUCAACACUCUGUGACAUCAUCGUGUUUGUUUGUCUCUUCUAACCAGUUUUCAAAAAGAACACAGAUGACUUUAUCCACACCCUGAUCCUGCUGCACCACACUCUGGAACUCCUGAUUACAUCUUCUAUAUGUGUAUAUAUAUAAUUAUGAAUAAAUGAUUGAGAAGCGUAUAAUCAGUGACUGUGCUAUUGUUGUCUACAUGUUAGCAGUGUGAUGAUACAGAGGUGCCUGGUUCACCAAACUGUUCCAAUUUUGUAGUAAAAAUGGCUAAAACUGCAAA